Messenger RNA from Trichomycterus rosablanca, 6345 nucleotides. RefSeq names its product zinc finger protein 208-like. Bases 1 to 6198 code for a protein of 2065 amino acids. The transcript is spliced from 8 exons. NCBI's taxonomy places the organism in Eukaryota, Metazoa, Chordata, Actinopteri, Siluriformes, Trichomycteridae. The record is from RefSeq and is a predicted model, not a curated record. Gene Ontology annotation, biological process: proteolysis. Gene Ontology annotation, molecular function: nucleic acid binding; zinc ion binding; aspartic-type endopeptidase activity.
AUGGAAUGUAGGUUUGCCAAUGCACGCUGCCAUCGCUGUGGUAAACUGGGGCACAUUAAAAAGGCUUGUCGAAGCAAGGUCAGUUCAGAACAGGUCAAGAGUAAUAAGGAUUCAGGGCAUAUGCAAGGAAAGUUCGUGCCUGGAAAAAGUAAAAAAGGCCGGAGAGCGCUCCUUGUGAAAGAAGGAGAGGGAGAGGAAUCAGAAGAUGAAGGAGAAAUACACACAAUCUACAGUGUGGAAACAUUCAGCGUACACAGAGUUGCUCCAAUCACAGAAAAAGUAACUAUAAAUGGCAUACAGGUAACGUUUGAAGUUGACACAGGCUGUGGUGUAACGUUAAUGAAUAAAAGUCAGUACUCUAAGCUCUGGCAAAAGUCAAACAUACCCGAGUUAGAGAAAUGUAAAUUAAUACUGAAAACGUACACUGGAGAAAGAAUUGAGGUCCUAGGAAAAACUAAGGUGGAUGUUCUUCAUAAAAUAGAGCUGAAGUCACUACCCGUGAUUGUAACAAGUGGGUCAGGUCCAAAUCUAUUGGGCAGGGAUUGGUUACAAGAGUUAGCCCUGGUGAUACAUUCAGUUAAUAAACUGGGCCCCACAGAUGAACACACUCUGGAGAACGUACUACAGAAACACGCAGACGUGUUCAAGGAUGAGUUAGGUUUACUCCGAGGCACAACAGCACAGUUGUAUGUGGAUAAAGAGGCUCAACCUAAAUUCUACAAGCCUAGACCAGUGCCUUAUGCCAUGAAACUGCUGGUGGAGAAGGAGUUACAGCAGCUCCUGGAGGACAAAAUAAUAGAACCAGUAAAGUUCUCAGAAUGGGCAGCUCCCAUAGUGCCUGUCUUAAAGAAGACAGGAGACAGCGUAAGAAUUUGUGGAGAUUAUAAGCUCACAGUAAAUCGAGUGUCCAAGUUAGAACAGUAUCCAAUACCAAAGAUUGAAGAUCUGUUUGCUAAUUUAGCAGGAGGUCAGAAGUUUUCCAAGCUGGACAUGAGCCAUGCUUAUCAACAGGUCGUGUUGGAUGAGGGGGCUAGGAAUCCAGCUAUUUUUCAGCGUACCAUGGAGAACAUUCUGCAGGGUAUACCACAAGUGACUGUUUACUUGGAUGACAUUCUGGUGAGUGGAAGGACGGAAGCUGAGCAUCUUCAUAACCUGGAUGAGGUAUUGACAAGGUUGGAAAAUAGUGGGCUACGACUUAAAAGAAGUAAGUGUUCCUUCCUAGAUAAAGAAGUGGUGUUUUUAGCACACAGAAUAGACAGCUCAGGGCUGCAUCCGGUAGCAGACAAGGUGCAAGCAAUUCAAGAAGCACCCCCUCCAAGGAACAUGACAGAGUUGAAGGCGUUCCUGGGGUUACUGAACUAUUACCAUCGGAUCUUACCCAAUGUAUCGUCAACCCUGGCACCUUUACAUAAACUCCUGAGGAAGGAGACCGUCUGGAAAUGGGAGAAAGAACAAGAAAUUGCUUUUGUCAAAGCCAAGGCCCUACUACAAACGUCUGCUAUACUGGUACAUUAUGACGCAAGCAAGGAAUUGAUUUUGGCUUGUGAUGCAUCGCCUUAUGGUUUAGGGGCGGUAUUGUCCCAUCGGAUGCCGGAUGGUACCGAAAGACCAGUUGGGUUUGUGUCAAGAACCUUAAAUGCAGCAGAAAAGAACUAUUCCCAGUUGGAUAAGGAAGGACUGGCAGUUAUUUUUGCAGUGAAAAAGUUUCAUAACUACUUGUAUGGUAGAAAGUUCACAAUAGUCACAGAUCACAAACCAUUGAUUUCACUUCUCAAUGAGAUGAAGGGUGUACCUCAAAUGGCGUCACCUAGAAUUCAACGGUGGGCAGUAACAUUGCAAGCUUAUGAGUACACAAUUGUACACAAAGAAGGCAAACAACAUUGUAAUGCUGAUGCAUUGAGUAGAUUGCCAGUACCGGAAACAGAGAAACAAUCUGAUGAGGAUGAACGAGUUCUGUUGAUUUAUCAGACAGAUACGCCUCUGAUCACAGCUGCUCAAUCAGCAGAAGAGGGACACGUCGCCCCCGUGGAUCUAGAAGAUGAAGGAUUCCAGAAGAAACUAAUAAAAAAGGAGGAAGAUGAAGAUGAAAGUUUCUUCUAUGAAGUAUCAUUAAUCCCUGUGGAACACGACACCUCUGAGGAACACCUCACCCCAGGUUUCCAGCCUCUGAAGAAGGAGGAACCUGAAGAUGAAGAUGAUCUCAGAUUGAACAAGGAUUUCUGCUGCUCCUCAAAUCCACGUUCCUGUACAACCCAAAAUCAUCUCUACAAACACAUCAAGACCCCCCACAGUGUCAAAUAUGAGACCCUGGUGAAGAUUAAGACUGAACAUGAGGAUCUGACGCCCACCAGAAGCUCCAGUGAUCAGCAGACGUCCUCUGGUGCUGUCAGCAUUAACAGCUCUCUCACCAGAGAACAGAACAGAAGGAACGUCUGCUCACAGUGUGGGAAGAGCUUUAGUUCUCCCAGUGCUCUUAAAAAACACCAGCGCAUUCACACUGGAGAGAAACCGUAUCAGUGCUCACAGUGUGGGAAGAGCUUUAGUUCUCCCAGUGCUCUUAAAAUACACCAGCACAUUCACACUGGAGAGAAACCGUAUCAGUGCUCAGAGUGUGGGAAGAGUUUUAACGCACAGAGUGCUUUUAAAAUACACCAGCUCAUUCACACCGGCGUAAAACCGUAUCAGUGCUCACAGUGUGGGAAGAGUUUUAUUCGUCAGGAUGUUCUUAAAAUACACCAGCGCAUUCACACUGGAGAGAAACCGUAUCAGUGCUCACAGUGUGGGAAGAGUUUUAAUCAACAUAGUUAUCUCAAAAUACACCAGCGCAUUCACACCGGAGAGAAACCAUAUCAGUGCUCACGGUGUGGGAAGAGUUUUAAUCAACAGAGUCAUCUCAAACUACACCAGCGCAUUCACACCGGAGAGAAACCGUAUCAGUGCUCACAGUGUGGUAAGAGCUUUAACGCACAGAGUGCUCUCAAAAUACACCAGCUCAUUCACACCGGAGUAAAACCGUAUCAGUGCUCACAGUGUGGGAAGAGUUUUAUUCAAAAGGGUUAUCUUAAGAGCCACCAGCGCAUUCACACUGGAGAGAAACCGUAUAUGUGCUCACAAUGUGGGAGGCGUUUUAGACAACAGAGUUAUCUCAGGAGGCACCAGCGCAUUCACACUGAAGAGAAACGGUAUCAUUGCUUACAAUGUGGGAAGAGUUUAAAUCACCACAGUGAGCUUAAAGAGCACCAGCGUAUUCACACUGGAAAGAAAUCGUAUCAGUUCUCACAGUGUAAUAAGAGUCUUAGUCAACAGAGUGUUCUUAAAAGACACCAGCGCAUUCACACUGGAGAGAAACCGAACGUCUGCUCACAGUGUGGGAAGAGCUUUAGUUCUCCAAGUGUUCUUAAAAAACACCAGCGCAUUCACACUGGAGAGAAACCGUAUCAGUGCUCACAGUGUGGGAACAGUUUUAAAACACAGAGUCAUCUCAAACGACACCAACGCAUUCACACUGGAGAGAAACCGUAUCAGUGCUCACAGUGUGGGAAGAGCUUUAGUUCUCUAAGUGCUCUUAAAAUACACCAGCGCAUUCACACUGGAGAGAAACCGUAUCAGUGCUCACAGUGUGGGAAGAGUUUUAAUCAACAGAAUGUUCUCAAAAUACACCAGCGCAUUCACACUGGAGAGAAACCGUAUCAUUGCUCACAGUGUGGGAAGAGUUUUAAUCAUCAGAGUGCUCUUAAAACACACCAGUGCAUUCACACGGGAGUUAAACCGUAUCAGUGCUUACAGUGUGAGAAGAGCUUUAAUGCACAGAGUAGUCUCAACAAACACCAGCGCAUUCACACUGAAGAGAAACCGUAUCAGUGCUCACAGUGUGGGAAGAGUUUUAAUCAUCAGAGUGCUCUUAAAGUACACCAGCGCAUUCACACUGGAGAGAAACCAUAUCAGUGCUUACAGUGUGGGAAGAGUUUUAAUCAUCAGAGUGCUCUUAAAGUACACCAGCGCAUUCACACUGGAGAGAAACCAUAUCAGUGCUCACAGUGCGGUAAGAGUUUUAAUCAUCAAAGUGCUCUUAAAAUACACCAGCGCAUUCACACUGGAGAGAAACCAUAUCAGUGCUCACAGUGUGGGAAGAGUUUUAAUAAUCAGAGUACUCUUAAAAAACACCAGCGCAUUCACACUGGAGAGAAACCGUAUCAGUGCUCACAGUGUGGGAAAAGUUUUAAUCGACAAAGUGCUCUCAAAGUACACCAGCGCAUUCACACUGGAGAGAAACCGUAUCAGUGCUCACAGUGUUGGAAUAGUUUUAUUCAACAGAGUGCUCUCAAAAUACACCAGCGCAUUCACACUGGAGAGAAACCGUAUCAGUGCUCACAGUGUGAGAAGAGUUUUAAUCGACAGUCUAAUCUUAAAAAACACCAGCGCAUUCACACUGGAAAGAAACAGAACGUCUGCUCACAGUGUGGGAAGAGCUUUAGUUCUCCCAGUGCUCUUAAAAUACACCAGCGCAUUCACACUGGAGAGAAGCCGUACCAGUGCUCACAGUGUGGGAAGAGCUUUAAUCAUCAGAGUGUUUUCAAAAAUCACCAGCUCAUUCACACCGGAGAGAAGCCGUACCAGUGCUCACAGUGUGAAAAGAGCUUUAAUCGACAGAGUAGUCUCAAAGAACACCAGCGCAUUCACACCGGAGAGAAACCUUAUAUGUGCUUACAGUGCGGGAAAAACUUUAGUCAUCAGAUUAAUCUCAAAAAUCACCAGCGCAUUCACACUGGAGAGAAACCCUAUAUGUGCUCACAAUGUGGAAAGAGCUUUAAUCUACAGAGAAGUCUCAAAGAACACCAGCGCAUUCACACUGGAGAGAAACCGUAUCAGUGCUCACACUGUGGGAAGAGUUGUAAUACACAGAGUCAUCUCAUAAUCCACCAGCGCAUUCACACCCAAGAGAAACCGUAUCAGUGCUCACACUGUGGGAAGAGCUGUAAUACACAGAGUAGUCUCAAAACCCACCAGCGCAUUCACACUGGAGAGAAGCCGUACCAGUGCUCACACUGUGAUAAGAGUUUUAAUCAACAGAGUCAUCUCAGGGAACACCAGCGCAUUCAUACUGGAGAGAAACCGUAUCAGUGCUCACAGUGCGAUAAGAGUUUUAAUCAAGAGAGUCAUCUAAUAAAACACCGGCGCACUCACACCGGAGAGAAACCAUAUCAGUGUUUACAGUGUGGGAAGAGUUUUAAUCAACAAUUUCAUCUCAAAAUCCACCAGCGCAUUCACACGGGAGAGAAACCGUAUCAGUGCUCACAGUGUAAAAAGAGCUUCAAUCAACAGAGUGCUCUCAGUGGACACCAGCGCAUUCACACUGGGGAGAAACCGUAUCAGUGUUUACAGUGUGGAAAGAGUUUUAAUACACAGAGUGUUCUUAAAAGACACAAGCGCAUUCACACCGGAGAGAAACCGUAUCAGUGCUCACAGUGUGGUAAGAGUUUUAAUCAACAGAGUGCUCUUAAAAAACACCAGCGCAUUCACACUGGAGAGAAACUGUAUCAGUGCUCACAGUGUGGGAAGAACGUUAUUUCUCCAAGUGCUCUUAAAAAACACCAGCGCAUUCACACUGGAGAGAAACUGUAUCAGUGCUCACAGUGUGGGAAGAGCUUUAGUUAUCCCAGUGCUCUUAAAAUACACCAUCGCAUUCACACUGGAGAGAAACUGUAUCAGUGCUCACAAUGUGGAAAGGGUUUUAGUAAACAGAGUUAUCUCAAGAGGCACCAGCGCAUUCACACUGGAGAGAAACCGUAUCAUUGCUUUCAGUGUGGGAAGAGUUUUAAUAAACAGAGUGAUCUAAAAAUACACCAGAGCAUUCACACCGGAGUAAAACCGUAUCAGUGCUCACAGUGUGGGAAGAGUUUUAAUCAACAGGGUCAUCUCAACAGCCACCAGCGCAUUCACACUGGAGAGAAACCGUAUAUGUGCUCACAAUGUGGGAAAGGUUUUAGUAAACAGAGUUAUCUCAAGAGGCACCAGCGCAUUCACACUGAAGAGAAACGGUAUCAUUGCUUUCAGUGUGGGAAGAGUUUAAAUCACCACAGUGAGCUUAAAGAGCACCAGCGCAUUCACACUGGAAAGAAAUCUUAUCAGUUCUCACAGUGUACUAAGAGUUUUAGUCAACAGAGUGUUCUUAAAAGACAUCAGCGCAUUCACACUUGAUGAAAACCGCUUUAGUGCUCACACUGUGGGAAGAGUUUUAAUGAUCAAAUGAUGUUUUGUCUCUUAUUAUGAAUAUUUGAUGUAAUAUUGAUGUAUUUGAUGUAUGAUGUAGCACUAAGGUAAGUGAAUAAUAAAACAAUUACUUGA